AGCGUUGAACAAACGUCAAACGGCACGCUGUCACAACAAUGUGCCCGGCAUGUAUAGAAAAAAAAAACACGGUAUCAACAAAAAGCACGUGAAAUUGUUCCGGAAUUCCGACGUUGAACAAAACCCGAUCCAGUAUGGCCACAAAACCACUGCUCUAUCUGGAGGAAUAUAAACUGAAGCAGGAUGCCAACGAUUACGGUUUGUCGGACGAACUGUGGGACUUUGAGCGGUUUAAGCAACAGCUACAGAUCGUCGUGGUACGGUACGAGGAGGACGAGCUGGAAUUCGACAUGAUCGGGGUGAGCUGUGCCGUAGCGAACGUGUUCCGACGCUUGAUGCUGAGCGAGGUGCCGAGCAUGGCCAUCGAAAAGGUGCACAUUUAUAACAACACCUCGAUCAUCCAGGACGAGGUGUUGGCCCAUCGGUUGGGGUUGAUUCCGCUGCGCGCCGAUCCUCGCAUGUUCGAGUACAAAGCAAACGAAACCGAUCCUCCGACGGCGCAGGAUACGCUGGAGUUUGAGCUGAAGGUGAAAUGCACCCGAAAAACGAAGGAACCGAACGAGAUGACGAAUAACGACAAUAUGUACAAAAAUCACAGCAUCUACUCCGGUCAGAUCAAGUGGGUUCCGAUCGGGAAUCAAUCGACCGUCUAUACGGAGGCUGCUGUAGGGCCGAUUGAUGAUGAUAUUUUGAUCAGCAAAAUGCGUCCCGGGCACGAGUUCGACAUCAAACUGUUCGCGGUGAAGGGGGUCGGCAAUGAUCAUGCCAAGUUUUCGCCCGUGGCAACCGUUUCCUAUCGGCUGCUGCCGGACAUCAAGCUGAAUCGUCCGGUGGCGGGGAACGAUGCACGGUUGCUGCAGAAAUGCUUCUCGCCGGGUGUGAUUGAGAUCGACAAAGAUGAUCAAGCGUACGUGAAAGAGGCGCGGUACGAUAGUUGCAGCAGGAAUGUGUACCGAUACCCUCAGAUUUCGGAUGCCGUUACGAUAGCCCGCGUACGGAACCAUUUCAUCUUCACGGUGGAAUCGCUCGGUGCACUGAAGCCGGACGUUAUCUUUGUGGAAGCGGCGAAGGUGCUGAAGAAAAAGUGUCGAAUGUUUUUGGAUGAAAUAAAGGGCAAUUGAAGGCUGUACGUAGAUCAGAAAAAGAGAGUAGUACCUUGUGCCUUUUUGGUGAAAGAAAUCAGUUAAUAUAUUAAUCAUUAGCAUUAGCAACUUUUAAAUCGAUAUUCCGAUCCCCUGUCUCGCAUAAUUCGGAAAGACGCUAAUGAAACGCAACAGGUGUAUGUCACAAUAAAAGUACUUUAUGUUCCACCGUUCGUCACUCACAA
This is a messenger RNA of Anopheles stephensi (Asian malaria mosquito), 1327 nucleotides long. RefSeq names its product DNA-directed RNA polymerases I and III subunit RPAC1 (gene Polr1C). Gene Ontology annotation, biological process: DNA-templated transcription. The record is from RefSeq and is a predicted model, not a curated record. Gene Ontology annotation, molecular function: protein dimerization activity. The coding region runs from base 135 to 1121 and encodes 328 amino acids. The transcript has a single exon. Gene Ontology annotation, cellular component: RNA polymerase III complex; RNA polymerase I complex. NCBI's taxonomy places the organism in Eukaryota, Metazoa, Arthropoda, Insecta, Diptera, Culicidae.